Messenger RNA from Biomphalaria glabrata, 1161 nucleotides. RefSeq names its product nicolin-1-like. NCBI's taxonomy places the organism in Eukaryota, Metazoa, Mollusca, Gastropoda, Planorbidae. Gene Ontology annotation, cellular component: nucleoplasm. The coding region runs from base 292 to 1041 and encodes 249 amino acids. The record is from RefSeq and is a predicted model, not a curated record. The transcript has 9 exons.
ACAUUUUAGACUAGAGUCUAGAAUCUAUAUUGUUCAAUUAUUUUUACAAAUUUUUGUUGCGAUGGACGCUUGGCUCAUAUUAAAACUCAAAAACUCUAAUUAGGAACAUUUUGAAAUUUCGUUAGUCCGUGUAUUGUUCAUCGAAUCUUUAUCUUACUUAGACUUAAGUCUUAACUUAAGUUGACUUAACUGACUUAGACUUAACAUAUAGAUCUAGAAAUUUCUAGAUCUACCACUUGCUGUAGAAAUCAUUAACAAAAUUUAUCAAGAUUUCAAUUGUUAUAUUCUAUAAUGAACGAAAAGUGGGAAAAGCCGAUAAAUUGUACUAUAAAACAUACAGUAACUUUAAGCCCAAGUAGUGGCAGAGCAACUGCAAGUCAAGGAAUUCCUUUUCACAGUGGAUGCAAAGCUAUUGAUGUAUAUUUUCCUAGUGUUAUCAACCCUGAGGCUUCAGAGGGUGGUGAAAUAAUUGGUGCAGUAGAGUUUCAGAAUGACUAUGCAGCAUUUAUUACAAUUAGAGUGAAAACAAAAGCAACAGAUCAGGCAACUAAACCAGCUUCAAGUGAUCAAGACUGGAAAACAGUUGUUAAUGCUUUUAAGCUAAUGCCUGAUUGUCAUGCAGAGAUGGGCUCUCAGGAUACAUUCUGCAUAACAAGAAAACAGUUUGCUUGUGAUCUUAACAAUGUUAUUUCUCUACGCUUCAUCCUACAACAACCAUCACCCAUGUGGAAGGAUUUUAAUAUACAUAAAAUAAAGUUAUUUAAGUCUUCAGGAAACAGGAAACAUUUUGCUUUACCUAACUGGCUUACAGAAAGUGGCAGUUCCAAGCCUAGAAGGAAAGAAUUAGAGCCAGGAAAUGACUUAAUGACAAAAACAGAAAUGCCCAAGGUGGUGGGAGUACCAGAUAUUGACAUUUUGUCAUCAAAUUUGCAACAGAUGUGGGCCUUGGCAGAAGAAGCAGCUGCCAAUCAGCCAGAACAAAGUAUAGGAAGAUAUGAGGUUGAUGGUUGCUAUGAUAUCAACUUAUUGGCGUACACAUGAAAGAUGAAAGUAAAAGCUCAGUCAGUCAUUACAAUGACCAUCUGGCACACAUUUGAUAGAAUCUUGGAAUCUGAACUGUAUUUUUGUUUUUACAUUUCCAUUAAAAAAAAAUGAUAUGUU